AUGCGUGGUGAUGGUGGAGAAUUGGAACUGAGAGUUGUCAGUGGUAAUGAGUUAGGGAUGUUCAUCUUGUACUCAUCAGGUAGUUUGUGCCUGAACAAAGCCCUAGACAGAGAAACUCAGUCUUCCUAUAAUCUAACUGUGACAGCCAACGACUGUGUCCAGCCACUGUCUCUACAGCUCACCAGCACAGCACGUGUUUUUGUGUUUGUCGAAGAUGUAAAUGACAACGCUCCGAUGUUCGUAUCUGCCAAAAGUGUCAGCGUACCAGAAGAUGCUGCUUUACAUUCGCUUAUAAUGACCGUGCAAGCUGAAGAUGAAGAUGCAGGAUCAAAUGCAUCUAUUUUGUAUCUUUUGAACAACGUUUCUGGUGCGGCCCUCCGCAUCGACAACACAAGUGGAAACAUCUACCUGGAGGAGGUAUUAGACAGGGAAAAGGUGGACACCCUGACUUUUACUGUGACAGCCACCGACGUGGGUUCUCCUCGGUUGGAGACCACUAUGAAUUUCACUGUGAUCGUUGAGGACGUAAACGAUAACAACCCUGAGUUCUCACAACGGGACUACAGCCUGUCAGUCAGAGAGAAUAUCCCCAGAGGAACGAGCCUGUUUCACGUUGAAGCUCACGAUCAAGACAUUGGACCCAACGGGCAGCUACGGUACACGCUGAGCCCAGCUGGCCCCUUCGUGGUGGACACAGUUCGAGGUGUUGUCACAGUCAUGGAUCAACUUGACAGAGAAAGGGAGUCAAACUACACCUUAAUUAUAACUGCCGCUGACCGAGGAGACACGCCUAGAUCUGCCACAGCCUCGAUCAGUAUAACAGUGUUGGACGUCAAUGACUUCACGCCACAGUUUUCUCCAGAAAACCUGAUCAUUCAUGUCAAGGAGAAUGAGGACGAACCGUCUCUACUCAUCCAUCAGGUGCUUCUGGAUUGUAUGGUCCUCAUUUUAUGUUGAAGCAAGAACUUUUAAUUCAUUAAUUUAUAUAUAUUUUUAACCAGGUUU
This is a messenger RNA of Nothobranchius furzeri (turquoise killifish), 1005 nucleotides long. The record is from RefSeq and is a predicted model, not a curated record. NCBI's taxonomy places the organism in Eukaryota, Metazoa, Chordata, Actinopteri, Cyprinodontiformes, Nothobranchiidae.